Fundulus heteroclitus (mummichog) is the source of this 2134-nucleotide messenger RNA. RefSeq names its product nudix (nucleoside diphosphate linked moiety X)-type motif 9 (gene nudt9). The record is from RefSeq and is a predicted model, not a curated record. Gene Ontology annotation, molecular function: ADP-ribose diphosphatase activity. The transcript is spliced from 8 exons. NCBI's taxonomy places the organism in Eukaryota, Metazoa, Chordata, Actinopteri, Cyprinodontiformes, Fundulidae. Bases 416 to 1489 code for a protein of 357 amino acids.
AUGUUUACAGGGCUGCAUUGUUGGGGCGGGGCACGAUCAGCCCGAAAGAGAACAAAACAAGCGCAGCUACAGCCACCAGUAGGAGCGUCGGUGAGAGGACGCAAACGUCGCUGUGCUGUAGAAGCGAUACGUCUGCGCGUCCGCCAUAUUUGGAGUGGCAACUCUGCUGUUAUUUUUUUUUAGUAGAGGCGCUAAAAAUGCUUUCAUUCUAAUAAACAAGUUAUGUUUACAGUAUUUGUUUUAGUACUUAUAAGUGUGACCACAGAUGAAAACAGCAACAGCAACAUUCAUUAUCUUCAGUCAGAUAAAUAAGGAUGGAAAUAUGUUGUACGUCGUGAACGUCUUUUCCUACGUGACCGCACAAGGCGGUUCACUUCCUGGUUGCGGCGUAAUGUGUGGGGUGUGUAGAUGAGCGAUGAAUAUUGGUCAAGGAAUGCUGCUUCCGCCUGCGGGACGACACUGGAUGGGCGCGAUUCGCUUGGCGAUCACUCUGCUGGGACUCCCGUUCACCACCUGCACCCCUGGAGCAAGACCUGUGGUACUUCGUUCAUCCCAUCCUCUCACCAGAACCAGUAAACACAUCAAACCUGCUAUUUGUGGGGGUUAUUGUAGGCUUUACACCUCCACUAUCGGGACAAUGCCCUCCUCAGCUGCCUCUCAUGUAAAGUCCAGAUGUCCCCAGUAUCCUGAGUCCACCGUCAAUCGGUUUCCUGUCCCUGAUGACAAGGUGAACUGGAAUCAGAACUGGCCCCAGUAUAACCCAGUCAGCUACACUGCUCCAGCUGUUUUAAAGAAGCCAUCCUGGGCUGAUCCUGAGAUUGGUUCUUUCUCUCCUAAGUUCAACACCGUGGAUGGAACUGUGGACAGGACGAGCUUUGAAGGAAGCUACAGAGUGGAAAAUGGAAAGCCAUUAAAUCCUUUUGGACGCACCGGUUUGACUGGAAGGGGUUUGCUUGGACGAUGGGGGCCCAAUCAUGCCGCUGAUCCCAUUGUCACAAGAUGGAAGGUGGAUGCCAGUGGAGCCAAGAUUAUUCACUCCGCCUCCAAGAAGCCCAUCCUACAGUUUGUGUCCAUCAAGAGGAAAGACUGCGGGGAAUGGGCCAUUCCAGGGGGGAUGGUGGACCCAGGGGAAGAGGUUUCCCUCACGCUGCAGCGGGAGUUCUCUGAGGAGGCCCUGAAUACGCUGUCGCUAAAGCAGUCGGAGAAAGACCAAAUGCAUAAACGCAUCAAAACGCUCUUCAGUUCAACGGGGUUUCAGGUCUACAAAGGCUAUGUUGAUGAUCCAAGAAACACUGACAAUGCCUGGAUGGAGACGGUUGCUGUCAACUUUCAUGACGAAGCAGGCAACAGUGUGAGCGCGCUGCCUCUGCAAGCCGGCGAUGACGCAGGACAGGUCCAGUGGGUGGACGUGGACUCGUGCUUCGCCCUCUAUGCGAGCCACUCCCACUUCCUGGAGCUGGUUGCCAGAGAGAGGAAGGCCCACUGGUAAUCAGGAGACAAAAGGUCCUCUGAUGUAAAUGAGGCAAAGCAGAGGCUGAAGAGCACUUGUCCGUUUAGCAAGCAUGACCCCUAAUGGAAAUGUUCCCCCUCUAAUUUAUUCAUGAUAUUGUGAAAUCAUAUUGGAAAACAUAAGAUGCAUUUAGCCAGUUAGCAUGACGAUAAGAAAAAAAAAAUAAGAAAUAAAAAGGAAGUUUAACUUUAAUCGGUGCAUAAGGAGGAUCUAUGAUGUUCAUGUCCAUCUAUGACAAAGCUGUGGCCAGAGAUUUCAGUGUAUUUGAUUUACAUCAAACUGCCUUGCAAAGGAUUUAAAUUGAGACUCUCAAGAGUAUUUUGCCAUAUUUACUUGAUACUAAAACAUUUCUGCAUUGUGCCUUGUAAAAGUGUUUUUACCUCUUGAGCUUUUCCCCCUCACUGUGAAGUCGUAGGAAAAGGAUACAUCUAACUGUCCAUUUUAUUUAAUUUUUAUACCCGCUGACCUGUGCAGGUUUUCGGGUUAUGUGACGCGUUAGUGUUAAAAGGUCUCAGAUGUGAAUGGGGAGCAGGUGUAUUAAAUUUGGUGUUACUGGAAACUCAACAAGUCAUCAUAUGUCAAAUAGGUCUCUGAGGAUCUAAAUUAAAGAAUUGUUGCUCUAAA